Messenger RNA from Colletes gigas, 3120 nucleotides. It is a transcript of the gene Git, whose product is annotated as ARF GTPase-activating protein GIT2. Gene Ontology annotation, molecular function: GTPase activator activity; protein binding. Gene Ontology annotation, biological process: regulation of ARF protein signal transduction; brain development. The record is from RefSeq and is a predicted model, not a curated record. The transcript has 13 exons. Lineage: Eukaryota; Metazoa; Arthropoda; Insecta; Hymenoptera; Colletidae. Bases 333 to 2366 code for a protein of 677 amino acids.
AUUAAAUAGAAGUGGGAUAUGCGGAGAAUGAAGUAAUGUAAAAAGACAACACAGGUUAGUAGUACUUAGACGAAAGUACACCAUAUGAGUGCGUGUCUUCUAGGAUACUUGAUCAAUGGUACACAUCAUCUCAAGCUCGCUUGAGAUGACUCCUGUCACGGUCGGAUUAUUAACAAGUAUAUAAUGACAUCGACACCGAGGGUUCAUGUUUUCCAAUUUUGUCUACGACAUUCUUGUUCUUAAAACAGACCGUGCAAUAUGUCGUAAUUUGUAAACAUUUUAUAACUAGUCCGAAAAUAUCGUGCAACUUAACGAGAUAAAAGGUAAAGAGAAUGGCUCGACCGAAGCAUAGAGUUAACACGGAUAUAUGCGCUGACUGCGGAGCCCUUGAACCGGAAUGGGCUUCGUUGAAUAGAGCCAUUUUAUUAUGCGACGACUGCUGUGGUAUACAUCGUAGUCUUGGUCGUCAUAUAUCCAAUAUAAAAUCGCUUCACAAGAGCAUCUGGCAUACAAAUUUACUCAAUAUGGUGCAUACAUUAAAUGAUAAUGGAGCAAACAGUAUUUGGGAACAUUCCCUUUUAGAUCCUAGUAAUUCAAAAAUUAGUAGAAGGAAACCACAAGUUAAAGAUCCAGUACAUCCGGUAAAAGCUGAUUUUAUUAAGGCAAAACAUCAGCAUUUAGCAUUCAUAUUACGUCCAAGUAAGGAGGAAUGUUGUAGCGAAGAAGAAUUAAGUAAGCAGUUACAUAGUAGUGUCCGUACAAGUAAUUUAGAAACUUCUCUAAGACUGCUUGCACAAGGUGCUAAUUCAAAUUAUUUUUACAAGGAAAAAGGUACAACACCUUUACAUGUAGCUGCUCGUGCUGGACAAGCUUUACAAUUAGAGCUUCUGAUAGCCAAUGGUAGUAAUCCCAGCAUGAUUGAUUCAAAUGGACAGACACCUGCUGAAAUUGCCAAAAUGGCAGGGCACAUAGAGUUAUCCGAGCGUAUAAUUGAAUGCAUGUACGAAGUUACGGAUAGAUUGACAUAUUACAUAUGUUCGCGUAAGCCAGAUCAUGGAAUGGACGAACAUAUAAUUAUUCCUGAAUGUACAUUACUAUUGGGACAAAGUGACCUAUGUUUAGAAGGAAGAAAUAGAUUGCAGUUGUUACCAAAUCAUUUGUUGGAAGAAUUAGCAAUGGAUGUUUAUGAUGAAGUAGAUCGUCGAGAAAACGAAGAAAUAUGGUUUGCAACUGCAUCUUUACCAGACAGAUGUACAGUGCCUUUUCUACCAGUUAAUCCACAAUUAUCGUCCACAAGAAAUCAAGGUAGACAAAAGCUAGCAAGAUUUACACCAAAGGAAUUCGCUACACUUAUUAUAGAUCUACUCAUCGAAGCACGCAGAAGACAUAUGCUUACGAGUAAUGCACCGUUGCAAGAUCCAACUGUUUUUACACAUCGUAAAGGACAACUGGGAAAAUAUGGAUCACAAAUGUCUGACGAUGAACCUUUAUACGAUAGCGUCGCUUCUGAUGAUGAUUCAGCAUUAACAUCGACAGACAAUGCAACGCCUGAAUAUUCAACGUCACAGUUUAAAAUGGAUAAUGAGGAAGCCUUUGCACCAUUAGCCAAGGGUCUUCCAUCUGUCGUAGAAGUUUUGAAAAAACAAUUAACUCUUUCUGAAUCUACCGUCAGAGAUUUCCGACAGCAGAUACAUACUUUGCAGAAUACUAUAGAACAACUUACGCACGAGAAUAACGAAUUAAAAAAGAUCAUUCACGUGAAAGAAUCUACUGAUAGAGUUAUUAAUGGUCACGUCGGUGGGGAACAAGAACCGGAGUUGGAACCUGUGCUUGAUAUAAAAACGUCCCUUAAUAGAAGCAAUCAACGACCUGCGUCUAUGUAUGAAACAAGAGAAGGUUUGCGAAAACCCAGUUCAUGGUCAACAACAGUUUGUCAGAUAAAACGAGAUUCAGAAUCGAUGUCUCGCGUCAAUACACAAAGUUUAUGGGAAUGCGGUGCACCGAACCUUCCUCCGAGCGAAGAAGUAACUCGAAGAACUGAACAAGUUACAAGGAGAAUUCAAGAGUUAUGGAUGGCUAUGCAAGAUCCGAAACAAAGAGAAGCAUUUGUACCCUGCGCGGAAAGAAUUCGUGUCGCUGUUGCCGAGCUCACGGCUAUAUUUCCUCAAAAUCCUAUCGAAGAAAAUAUCAGAACUGCUUUGCGACAAUUAAAUGGUAAUACGGGUAGACUUCAAGCAGAAUGUUCUGGUCUUCAAAGAUGUACCAGCGAUGUCGAACAUAUGGAUCGCUGUCUUCAACAAGUACGUUCAUGCGCUUAUGAUAUUGCCAAAGCAACGAAGCUACUUGUUACCCAGUUUCAAACGUAAUAGAUUAAAAGGGAAAGUAUUACAAUUUAAAUAAUUUUUUAUAAUAUGUAUAUAACUUGUACAGGUACUUAAAACAAUCGUAAUACUCAAAAAUCAUCACGAACAUUCGAUAAGUAUUCGUUUUUUUUAUUACGUUAAAACAAUUUGUCUAAUAUUCUUUUUAUUUUGAUGUAAAUAACGGGAACGUGAAAAAACAACGGGAAACAUGACAUUUUUCAAGAUUCAAUACACAUAUUUAUGUAACUUUUAAUACUUUGUAAAGACUGAAUAGCCACAAACCAAUGAAUUUUAUUAAUACGCAAUUUAAGUUUACAUAUCUGGUUUAAUAAAUGUAACCAUUGCUCGUAUCGGCUGGUUCGCAAUUAAAAUGCUAAAUAUGGCAAUUAUUGCUUUUGUUGGCGCCAUGGGGGAAAGCAAUCAGUGCAAUAUAAAACAAGGUUAAUUCCUAUAAGGUAUCUGCGUUUUAAUGCCAAUAAUAAAAUUUAUUACAAGCCAUAAAAUCAAAUGAUCGUUUACGGCGAUUAAAUGUACGGCGAAAAAAUGUUAUCAAUAAAAGUAUGUUUUUAAUAAUGACACAAAUAGAAUAAUACAAUGUUUGUAGAUAAUUAAUUCCAUUGGGAAAUUUACGUAUAUUAAUAAUCCAGCUUAUAUUAAAGCAUGAGAAACGAGUGAGGUUCGUCGCCAGUAGAAAGAAAGUAUUUUUUCUAAUAAUUAAUUAAUUAAUUAAACGCAUAAUCAUUUUAGCUGUGGUCUA